AUGACACAAGAGAUUAGAGCUCCUGAUCAAGCAGAAAUUGAUGAGUUUUGUGUGGCAUGUGGCCAAAAAGACCUGCAAAAAGUAUCUGAAAUGUGUGGGAAUAAUCGUAUUUUAGUAGAACAAUGUGAUAGCAAAUUGAGUCUAAAACCCCUUUUUCAUGCUGUUUUCUGUGGCUCGUAUGAGGUAACAUAUUUUCUUUUGGAAAAGGGUUCUGAUCCGAAUUGUAGAAACGCGAUAGGGGAAACUCCACUUCAUCAAGCUGCUGAUAACUCGGAGUUGAGGCUUGUAAGAGCUUUACUCGAAUUUAAUGCAAAUCCAAAUCUAAAAACAAAUGAUGGAGAAACACCUUUGCAUCAAGCGACAUUUAGAGGUGACGUUGGAAUUGUAGAGCUUUUGCUGCUAAGAGGUGCAAACCCAAAUGAAAAAAAUUCGGUAACCGGUAAAACUUCGUUGCAUAUUGCUGCAGAAUGCGAACAAGUUGAAUGUUUAAAGAUGUUAUGCUUCUUAUAACUGAUUAUAAAAAGAGCACAAUAGUCUUUUAAUUAAUUAAUAAUAGCAUAAAUAGUAUAUUAGAUUAUGGGGCAGAAGUAAGUAUCACAGACAACAAUGGAAAAUUUCCUGCAGAAUUGACUGAAAACUCAAUGAUCGUCAAUAUUUUAGAUAGCUAUUAUCAAAAGUUUGAUUUUGACAAUGGCAGUAGUUUAUUUAGUGUAAAAGAAGCACAAAUUGGAGAUGAAGAGACUGCCAGCACUGUCAGAAGUUUUCAGGGAAGUCCACAGCAUUCAAAGUAUAUGAGUAUCGCAUACAGUAUUGACUCAGAGAUGACCCUUUUUAUAGGAACAGACACAAUAAAUGACUGUAAAUCAGAAACCACAGGUUCAAGCAUCAAUGGAUCAGAAAGCUUUUUAGUCAGAGAAAAUUGCAAUAGCAUCAAUAUAUUUGAAGGUAAAGCUUUUUUAUUGAAAUUUUUGAAAAAUUUGAAGCUUGAACGCUAUUUUCAAGUUUUGGUUGACUCAGGAUUUGAUGAUCUUGACAGCAUGAUUGACCAGAUGAAAACCCCUUUGCCAAUCACACGUGAAGUAUUGUCUGGAAUUGGCAUCGAGAAACCAGGGCAUAUUUUUAGAUUGCUGAUGGGUUUGGAAUAUGAGUCAGGCAUCUAUGAUACGCCUUUAUCAGAGCAUUAUGACUCCAGAACUAAUCUUAUGCUAAAUGACUCUAAAACGGAAUUCCAGCAAUGGCUUGAAUCGAUAAAGCUAGGUCAUUUAUUUAUAUGUUUUGAAGAGAGUGGAUACGAUGAUAUUGAGAUGAAUAAAAAGGCUCCAUAUCCAAUGACAGUUUAUUUUUGACUGUGUACAUAACAUCGAAGCAUUUGAUCGAAAUUUAACGGUUUUUUUCGGUCAAGUUUAUCACUGUCAAAAAGUUUCAACCAAUUUUCGGCAAAAUGUACUUCGGUCAAAUGCACACUAUCAAAAGCUCACAAUUAUUGGACCUGCACCUUAAUAAAAAGCUUAUGUUCUCAAGAUAUCCUAUUACUGAUGAAGUUUUGAAAAAUGAAGUAGGCAUUGAUAAACGAGGAUACAGGUAUAGGAUUUUGGGUAAAAUUCACGAAGAAAUUUUGAGGAGUAAAUGUCCUGUUCUUCUUGAGACAAGAGAAAACACGAGAAAUUGUAGCCCAAGCUGCAGCAUUUUUUAA
Messenger RNA from Blepharisma stoltei, 1693 nucleotides. NCBI's taxonomy places the organism in Eukaryota, Ciliophora, Heterotrichea, Heterotrichida, Blepharismidae. The record is from the annotation of a GenBank genome assembly.